Messenger RNA from Phytomonas sp. EM1, 903 nucleotides. The record is from the annotation of a GenBank genome assembly. NCBI's taxonomy places the organism in Eukaryota, Euglenozoa, Kinetoplastea, Trypanosomatida, Trypanosomatidae.
GGAAAAGGUUGCAGCGCCAAGCGCUUCUUAGUGCGCGCGUGCUGCGAUAGUUACAUUUCAAUCAGACUUUAUUACCAUAUGACCAUUUGUGUUCCUCCCUGGGUUCUUCAGAUCCUUUUCCUUGCGCCAAUAAUGAACCCCCGCUAGAAACGAUGUCUACCUGCUUGCUAGUCCAACACCUCGAGACGGGCGCCGAUUUUAACUCAAUAUUUGCAAAUGGAAAGCAAUGGAGCAAACUCGUCAGGAAAUGGUGGCUCCCCAGGCCUUCCAGCAGUCGAUUCGUCCUUCUACAAGAGUCCGACGCAUGUUUAGCGUUAUGGCUGGUGCACAGCUGCAAUAGUGGCGGCCCUACAACACUAUAAACAGCACGAACCCAAGGUGUCAGAAGCAUCAAUUGCUUGAACUGGUUCAUCACGACCAAGUGUAUACUCUACUUUUUGACACCAUAGAAGAUGGAAUGCCAUUGAGGGAAAACGGCCCCCCACGUCUGUCGAACUGCAUCUCGGUGCUUGGAUGCCAUUCUACAGUGCGUGCAACGGCAAUCAGCAGUGGCACAAUCUUUGCGUUGCUGUGAUUGUUGUACAUGCUGUUAGUCGGUGUAAGCCAGAUAGUUGCUCUUGACUUUACUGUUCUAUUAUUAGCAUUAUUAUUACUGUUAUCAAGCCCGCGAAUAAAUUUGGCCGCUAAUUCCAAACGCCGCCUCUGAUUCAUCCCUCUUUUUCCUCAGAAAGGGGGAUGGUAGCAUUAGACGAUCAUGGCUUAUGCCGAUAUCGAUUUUUGUGUUGUAUGAAAAAGUGCUAACCAGUGACGCUUUGCAUGCAGGCAGACAACGUCAAGCGACCCGUGAAGUGUCAAAACGUAUUCCUCAGUUUUCUAAACGAUCGCGUCCUAAGGGCGUUUUUA